Molecule: messenger RNA, 680 nt
Organism: Phymastichus coffea
Lineage: Eukaryota; Metazoa; Arthropoda; Insecta; Hymenoptera; Eulophidae
Exons: 3
Coding region: 192-629 (145 amino acids)
Source: RefSeq, a predicted model, not a curated record
GUGAUUGCGAAGCUGACACAGCGGACGAUUCUCGUGUAGAAUCCAGUGGCAACAACCGAACCCGAAAUCCUAAAUGCGCUCGUUGCCGCAACCACGGAGUAGUGUCAGGUCUUAAAGGUCACAAGCGUGCAUGCGCGUGGCGUGAAUGUCGUUGUGCAUGUUGUCUUCUCGUCGUCGAACGUCAACGGGUGAUGGCAGCCCAAGUUGCUCUGCGUCGACAGCAGCAAGCUCGUGACAAUCUUCACGGCGCGGAUGUCAAUCAGAGAUCCGUCGCUGCUUAUCAGAGGCGAUUGAGAAACUUUCAGAGACAUCGUUUGCACCUUACCCAGACGAGGAUCAGUGUAACAAGGCAGGAUUUAAGAAUUGUCGACGCUGUCCCUGAUGCGCUAAUAGAAUCUAACAAAGAUGAUCAGCAGAAUGAGACGUUAAUAAACUUCGAUAGUUUUUAUCCAACAUAUCCGCAAAUUCCAUGGUUUCCUUAUUUUACCGAGUCGACUGGUGUGCCGAGAAAUGUGACGAACGAAGCGAGAAAUCCUUACGAUAAUAUAUCCAACGUGGAGAAAACUUUACAGAUGGAUAAAAAAUCGAAGAUUUCGUUUAGCGUUGAAUCUAUUAUAGGGAGCAAGUAAAUUGUAUAGAUGUAGCAGAUAAGAGUUUGUAAAUAAAUUUUUUUUGAUGAA